Gossypium arboreum is the source of this 1980-nucleotide messenger RNA. Its product is annotated as LEC14B homolog. Gene Ontology annotation, biological process: proteasome-mediated ubiquitin-dependent protein catabolic process. Lineage: Eukaryota; Viridiplantae; Streptophyta; Magnoliopsida; Malvales; Malvaceae. The transcript is spliced from 10 exons. Bases 225 to 1655 code for a protein of 476 amino acids. The record is from RefSeq and is a predicted model, not a curated record. Gene Ontology annotation, molecular function: protein binding. Gene Ontology annotation, cellular component: Cul4-RING E3 ubiquitin ligase complex.
GUGUGAAGAUGUAAAGGGAUUAGGUGUGCACAUUGCGGCCGCUCAAAUCAUCAACCACCCUAACUCGUGACUCAGAAUAUAUGUAAUUUUCCCCCAAUAAGAAAACAAAUAAAAUAUAAACAUUACGGGCUAACUGUUAAUCUCAGUCUGACUGAAUCUCAGCAAAAUCCAAGGCUUCAACACUCCGUAACACAAUUAUUAGCCUGUGGGUUGCCAUUGUUGAAAUGGGGUAUGCCAUGAGUAGGCUGGAGAUAGAAUCUGAGUUGUUUGAAGGCGGUAAUGUCACCAGUGAAGCUGGUUGCAGUAACAGGUCCGACAAACCAUUCUGUAAAGUAGACCACGAGAUUGCCCAGCUUACAAACCUUAAAUCAGUGCCUAAUGAACGAUUGCAUCAACUCAUGCCAGGAAAGAAAAAAUUACCUGUUUCCCCAGUGAAAAUGUUGGCAGGUCGAGAAGGUAAUUAUUCAAGAAGAGGAGGAUUCUCAUCAGCAGAUCGUUGUCACAUGAUUAGCCGAUAUUUGCCGGUAAAUGGUCCUUGGCUUGCGGACCAGAUGACCAGCCGAGCCUAUGUUUCUCAAUUUUCAGCUGAUGGUUCUCUAUUCGUUGCUGGGUUUCAGGGAAGCGAUAUUAGAAUAUACAAUGUGGAUAGAGGCUGGAAAGUUCAGAAGAACAUUCUUGCCAAAAGUUUGCGUUGGACUGUUACUGACACAUCCCUUUCCCCUGAUCAGCGCCAUCUUGUUUAUACCAGUAUGUCACCCAUAGUCCAUAUUGUUAAUGUUGGGUCUGCUACCACGGAAUCCCUUGCAAAUAUAACAGAGGUCCAUGAAGGAUUGGACUUCUCUGCUGCUGAUGGAGGGUAUUCUUUUGGAAUAUUCUCUGUGAAAUUUUCAACCGAUGGACGAGAACUUGUUGCUGGAAGCAGUGAUGAUUCGAUAUAUGUUUAUGAUCUUGAAGCAAACAAGCUUUCCCUUCGAAUUGCGGCACACAUGGCUGAUGUUAAUACUGUAACCUUUGCUGAUGAAAGUGGUAAUCUGAUAUAUUCAGGAAGUGAUGAUAAUCUCUGCAAGGUGUGGGAUAGGCGUUGCUUUGUUGCAAAAGAUAAGCCAGCAGGUGUCUUGAUGGGACACCUGGAAGGUGUGACAUUUAUUGACAGUCGAGGAGAUGGUCGCUAUUUUAUAUCAAAUGGUAAAGAUCAGACUAUCAAGCUUUGGGAUACCAGAAAGAUGUCCUCCAAUACCUCUUGCAAUUUAGGGUUUAGGAAUUAUGACUGGGAUUACAGAUGGAUGGACUACCCGCCACAGGCUAGAGAUUUGAAGCACCCAUCUGACCAAUCCAUUGCUACUUAUAAAGGUCACUCGGUCUUGCGAACUCUUAUUCGCUGUUACUUUUCCCCAGAAUACAGUACGGGUCAGAAGUACAUUUACACUGGAUCUCAUGACUCUAGGGUUUAUAUCUAUGAUGUGGUAACCGGAGCCCAAGUUGCAGUACUCAAGCACCAUACAUCACCGGUAAGAGACUGUAGUUGGCACCCAUACUACCCGAUGCUGGUCAGCUCUUCUUGGGAUGGAGAUGUGGUUAAGUGGGAAUUCCCUGGUAGUGGAGAAGCACCAACCCCUGUGAGCAAGAAAAGAAUCCGAAGGAGAUAUUACUACUGAAGGGUUAAGGCCAACCGUAACAUCUGUAAGUUGUAAAUCAUAUAUAUACUAUUCUAUAUAUGUUGUUUAAAUAUAUAUCAGCUCCAAUAAUGAUAAAUUGUUUGAACAAAAUAAACAUACUUCCAUGCAUAUAUAUUUUUCGUUGUACAUAAAUAAACAAUGUAAUCCUCAACGUUUAGUCAAGGGCUUCAUCCUUGAUCCCGUAUGAAGAUCGCAUACAUACAUAUAUAGUGAUUCUGAAUGCGGGGAGCUUGUUCUGGGACGCAGAACAUGCACCAUUACAUAGUUUCAAUCAGAAUUGACUUGGUGUGACAAUGAUGAUAAA